Pogoniulus pusillus (Red-fronted tinkerbird) is the source of this 3000-nucleotide messenger RNA. It is a transcript of the gene HAUS6, whose product is annotated as HAUS augmin like complex subunit 6. Gene Ontology annotation, biological process: spindle assembly. The record is from RefSeq and is a predicted model, not a curated record. Lineage: Eukaryota; Metazoa; Chordata; Aves; Piciformes; Lybiidae. Gene Ontology annotation, cellular component: HAUS complex; mitotic spindle microtubule. The coding region runs from base 46 to 2718 and encodes 890 amino acids. The transcript is spliced from 17 exons. Gene Ontology annotation, molecular function: microtubule binding.
AGGAUGGAGAAUGUGUUUUUAACUAUGUAGCAAGUAAAGCAUUUGAUGAAAACUUUCGAUAAAUCAAACCAAAGUGCAUUCGCUGCCCUUUUGCUCUUCCUGUGUGCUAAGCUGGAUUACUCCCGUGCUAAACCUUUAAUAGCCUGUUACGUUCCAGGAUUUGGUGUCACGAAUUCUCAGUUUAGGAAGAAGUGCUGUGACUGGCUAAAGGCUAUUUCAGUACAAGAAAGACGUUUACCAUACAUUACACCUUCUCUCUUUCUUUGUCCUGGUGGUCUUAGAGUUACUCAACUACUUUAUUGGCUUGCAAGAUACAUAAUGGUUAAGGACCUGAAGGAAAACUCUGUAGGCAUUGAUACAUCUUUUGCUGAAGAUGGAGAUUCAAGAUCUUCGGAUGUACACAUGGCAAGGGCAAGAUGUAGAGUUGCGUGCAGUAAACUUUUGCAAGUUUUUCAACAGGAAGAUUUUGUUUGGCAAGAAUAUGAAAAAAAAUCACAGCUUUUGACUGAAGAAAUAGAACAGAUGAAGUCUGAAUAUGAAGCCCUGCAGAAACAGUCUUGGAACAUGAAACAAAAUGAUGAAAACAAAAGUUAUGAAGCUGAGAGAAUUCAAAAGGUUCGCAGCAUGUGGACAUUUAUAAUGGAAAUGCUCACAUCUCUGAAAAAUGAAAGAGAAGUUGUGGCUUCAGUACUUGACGAACUUGAAGAUCCUCUUAGUCAAUGCGUUUUGGAUGGAAAUGUUGUUUUCAGAAUUCCAAAAGUGUUAACUCACAGAGCUGAAAGAAAUGCACAUCAGUAUGGUAAUAGAAGUUUAUAUGAAGACAAAAACCUGAACUUCUUAAUAGUCAUGAAGUUAUUAAAUGAAGCCUUGAGAGCAUUGAGAGAUGAAAAUUGUCAACCUGAACUCAAUGAACUUCACGCCAUUGAGAGAAUGGUUGCGUGCUUCAAAAAAGAGCAAGAAACUUUAAACACAAUGAGGCUGAAAAUAGAGCAACAGCUUUGUGUGUCUGGAAGUGCAUCUGUUGCUAGAAAUCAGGAAGACUGGGAAAUGAAGUGGAAAAGCUUUCUUGGUGUGCACCCUUCUGACUUAAUCUCAGAUCAGGAUCUACAACUUGGUUUGUUAAGAUCUUCGCCACCUUGUUCUUUUGAUGUUGCAGAAGAAAGAGAUGAGAAUAAUGUAUUUUGUCAUCAUCUAGCAUCAGCCUUAGAUAUUUAUGACUCUCUUCAUGAAGAACAUUUUGAGAAAGAUGAUGGGACAUUAGAAACUGUGAUGGAUAAGUCAACACCAUCACCAAGUCUCUCUUCUGCACCUUUGGAGUUGCCAGAAGCAUCUGAAAACAGAGAAUAUUUGCAUGUUGGAACUUGCAGAAGAGAUAAAAAGCCUGUGUCUCCAGAGCCUGUAAAAAAUGAAAAGGAUGAGUCUUCCACUUCACCUGCAUCCUCCUCUGUUUCUGAUCAUGUUAUCCAGACAGAGUGUCCUGUCAAUAACAAAAGCCAUCUUGAGAAAGCCAGAGAUGACCUGGCAGAGGAGAUUGCAAGAACAGUGAUGUGUGAGUCGCCUCAGUGUGAUGAAGAAAAAGCAAUGCCACUAGAUGAUCUCGUUAACGUGCUGGUUUCUGACCCGUUUUUAACAAGGACAAAAAUUCCUCGAACUCCAGAAAAUUUGCUUACUGAAACUAGAAGCUCAUGGAGGAAAGCUAUUCAAACAGAGGUCUCAUCAGACAUGCCGCUGGCCCCUGCUGAGGUAAUAAAAGAAGCAGCUCUGGUGGAUGCUACUCCUAUAAUGAUGAAGGCAGCAGAUUCUAAAUUCACAUUUCCGAUACCUGCAUAUCCUGUACCUGACUUUGAUCCUCCCUUGUUGGAAAAGACAUCCCACUUAAGUUCUACAGAAUUUAGACUUGAAGAGCAGAUGAAGACAAAUAAUACAAUUCAGUCUCCAGUUUUGGAAACAUCUGGAAAGCAAAAGACUGCACUGGAAUUAACAGACGUUGUUUUGGAGGAAAGUACAGUGAAGCAGACACUUGAAUAUGUAAAGAAGAGCAUGGAUCCUCCAGCUGUUCUUUCAGAAAACAACAGUAGAACAAAUGUAACACUUUCAGAUCCCUUACAAGGUUCCAUAAUGGAUGGGGCACUGUACUGGCAUGAAUCUUUCUUACUAAGUUCUCUUGGUCAUGAGGCUGACUGCUUGGGAAUACUAGGUGAGACACUUCCAGAAGGACUUGAUAGCAUAGAUUUCAGUGAAACUGCAAGCUUACAGUGUGAUGUUGAUGAGAUAGACAGUGCGUGUGCAACAAGUGGUUCAGAAGAUGAGAGGGAUAUUAAAAACUCAACUCUAAAUCUACAGUCCCUGUUGAACAUGCAGAGCAGACUGUUGGAAGCUGCAGCUGCAAGUGAAGAGGAGGUGCAUCAAACAAAUAAUGAAGGUGAAUCUGUAAGUCAUGGCUUAUAUGGAAAUCUUGCACCAGAAAGAAAAGAGGAUGAAUUUAGCAGUAGUCAAGAAGUCUUCUGUUUGGAUGAGGAAUUUACCAAGACACCAUCACCAAGGUCUCUUGAAAAAAAAAAUUCCCUCUCAUCCCUGUUGGUGGCCUGUGAACAUCUUGCAGAAAUGGCAUCAGAGGUACACAGUCUUCCAUUAGACCUCACAGAGAGAUUGAAAGAUACAAAGCAGUUGGAUGAGCAGCUGGGCACAAAGGACCCAUCGUCAGAACAGAAUUUGUAAAGCAGAAGCAUAGUAACGCAGCUGUGGUUCAUCUGAGCAUGUACUGUCUUUUCCAAGCAUUGUCUAGAUGAAGAAGCUGCACUCUGUAAUUGAUAAUAUAGCUUGUGAUGAAGUGGGAAUGUUAAAGUUGGAGUUUAGCAGAUAACCAUCUUAUUGUAGAGACAUUGACCCCUACGGUCUGAUGUAUUUACACAAGCACUGCUUAAUAAAGUUGUUCUUCUGUUUCAGCAUAGCUUUAUGCUCCUUUCUUCCAAAGCAAAUAAAAGAAAUUAAAGGAGAAUA